UACCCAUAAUCAUUUUAUGGACUACAGUCUCGUGUUAAAUAUCUAACCCGAGUUGGCAAAUUCAACAACCAGAUUAUAACAUACGAAUGUCAAGCAUCAUGACCUUUGUAAUGCUUAUGCUGAACGUAUGUUGGUGUUUGAGUCUGAUAGAAGCUAAUCAAUUCCCUUUUGAAGUUUUACUGAAAGAAAACACACAGGAUUUAAAAUGGGAUGAAAACUACGCCAACGAGAAAAACGAGAAAUUCCAAAACCUUGCUAAUAAGGUUCGUUCAAAGUUGGGAAUACUGUUCCGUAACGCUACAGACAUCACAGAAAUUCAAGUAAAGAAGUUCAGAGAGGGAAGCGUGUAUGCAGAGUUUACAGUCUCUCUCACAAACAAUACCAACAUAACACAAAGCUAUUUCACUACCGCCCUGAACAAUACCAACAGCUCCCUGGAUAUCUACAGCUCCCAGCCCCCGAGGACUAUCGCAGCAGACAUAGAACUUACAAGUUUUGUCUGGAAAGAAAACUAUGCUAUUUCAAGCAGUUGCGACUUCUCGACAGUUACCAAAGAAAUUAAGGAAAGUUUGUUUAAUAUCUACAAGUCGGUCCCAGGACUCAUCGACCUGGAGAUGUUGGAUUUGAAGAAGGCUGGUGAUGAGAAGGGCAAUGUCGAAUUCAAGAUGCUAUUAGACUCUGCUUCAGACGUUAAAGUUGAAGAUUUGGAGCAAAUGGUUAAGAGUAACAAAGCAGGAAAAUCCUUAACUGGAAAUAUGCAGUUUGGCGAAGUAUCUAUGAAAGAAGUAACGAUCGCUUCAGAUACAGAUGAUGGAAGAAAACCGUCCUGGGUACUAAUACUGGUCGCGUUUUCAUGUCUUGCAAUCUUUGCUCUCAUCGUCUAUUUUGUAUACCGGGUGAUUGCUCAAAGUUUUGCUCAGCCAAAGUUUAAGUUGGCUAACAAUGACUGAUCCAAACUGCAUCCAAACUGCACAUGGAUGUAAUACAGGAAAGUGUUGAUAAUGGAACAUGUUUACCCAAGUGUUUGAAACUCGCAAAAUAUGCACGCAGCAUGCAAUAGGGGUUUUGCACCACCAUGUGACGGCAGCCAUGUUAGAUGGCAGGAACAAUACAAUCGUUUUACAUAAGAAAGAAUUCAA
Messenger RNA from Actinia tenebrosa (Australian red waratah sea anemone), 1139 nucleotides. RefSeq lists its product as uncharacterized. The record is from RefSeq and is a predicted model, not a curated record. Lineage: Eukaryota; Metazoa; Cnidaria; Anthozoa; Actiniaria; Actiniidae.